AUGUCAUUGAACAAUGAAUCUAAUAAUAAUUUAUUAUCUUCAUUAUCGAAUGCAACUAAAAAAUUAACUGGAAUAAAUAGUUCAUUGUUCAAUAAUUACGAAGAAUUCAUAAAAUCACGCGACUUUUAUCCAUCUAUUACUUGGACUAAUAAUGCCAACAACCAUGAAAUGGGCUAUUCACAGUCAGAUUUAUAUACAAAUGAAUUAACUGAAGAAUCGAAUCCAGUUGCAAAAACAAAUCCAUUCCAUUCGAUGAAAGCUAUAAAUUGUGACAAAGAAUUAUUACCAAAUAACAACACUAUUGGGAAUGCAUUAGACUAUUCUAUAAAUUCUUUAAUAAGCGAUCAAAAGAAUUCAGCAUUAUCAAUGAUUAAAUCAUCUUCUGUAACUCAUUCGAAUUAUGCUCAGAACUCAUGCGAGUAUUUAAACAAAAAUAACUUAAUCAACAAUUUCCUAUCGACUUGUUCAAUUGAACAAACUUUAAAUUCAAUGAAUAUACUUAAAAAUCCUAAAAUCAAUGGAGGAUGUGUAUUGAAACGUAAAUAUUCUAAAAAUCAUUCUAAUCUAUCUGAAAAACAUUCAAAAUAUAUGAAAGUUGAUCAUGAUCACAGUCACCCGCUUGAUCCAUUAAACACCAAUGCAGAUUUUGAAAAGUACAACCACGAUGUCAUGGAUACUGUAAAAUCAAACAAAACUGUUCGAUCAAAUGAUCAACAGAUUUUAUUGAAUCAUAACUCUAAUGAAGUUAAUGUUAGUAAUAAUGAUGAUGGCAAUAACAAUGAUACAAAGGUGACAUCAAUUUCCACUGGAGCUUAUAAAUAUUUAACUUGGCGUGAAAAAGAUCGUAGACGAAGAUUUCGUGAAGAAUGGAAACAUUUAUGGCUUGUUAUACCGUAUGGACGUUAUGAGGUUAUGUGUCUUGUAUGUCACAAAGUUAUGACCCAAAGGAAAUUAGAUACAAUUAAACGUCAUAAUGUACGACGACACAUAGAAUUACAAGGAAUGUCACAUUCAGAGAGACAGAUACUAUUUGAUAAGUUAUUAAAACAACAGAAUAUACAAAAUGAAACAUCAUCUACAAGUACAUCAACUAUUUUAUCCAGUAAACCGACUAGAAAAUCAAAAAAUCAAUGCAAGUCUACCUCUGAUAACCAUUUGAAUAAUUCUUUCAGCAGUAAAGAUUCAAAUGAAAUGAUAUCCAGUGUCCCACAGAAUACAAAUAAGUGGACAACUAAACAAAUUUCCGAAAACAACGAAGUAACGAAUUCCGGCAUUAUAAAUCUUUCUUCAUCAAUAAAUUCAUCGCUUUCCAGUCGUAUACCACAUAAGAAAACGAAACGAUUGUUUAGUAAGCUAACUGAAAAUGUAUCUACAACCAAUGAAUUGUUAGAAAAUGCCACUAGCAAACGAAGCAAACGUUUAUCAAAGCAGAUACGAAAGCAAUCACAUUAUCCUUCAUCGAGUAUUCCGGAAAAUUUGAAUGACAAUUGUAAUUUGUCAGUAAACAGAAAUCCUAUACAAAAAUCAUCAAUUACAGGAUGGGAGAAUUCUUUCGGCUCUUUAGAUCAUUCCAUUUUAGAUAACAAAUUAAAAAUAACAUCUAAUCAACAGACAUUUGUCUCUGAUAAUUCAUUAUCAACUUCAGUAAUUCAACAAUCACCACUAGUUUCAACAACAUCAGACGCAUCAAAUUAUAGCUCUCUCACAUUCCCUUCUCAUUAUUCAUCUGUUCUACCUUUGAAUUAUGAUUUAGGAAAAUUGAAACAUUUCAUUAAGUCAUUAAUUCCAAUGUAUGAUAAGUCAUUUUCACAAUUAUCACCGACAAAAUUACAAUCACCAGUGGCAUGUCACACAGUGAAUACUUCGAAUAAAUUGACAACGCCUAGUUUAUGCACUGAACUGAAGUCUACUACUACUACUACUAGUUCAGACAACAACAUGCUUAAUAUUGAUUUAACAAAUUCCAUGCAUAAAGCAAAUCAAAAUAUACCAUUUGACAUUGAAAAACAUACUGUUAUCAAUGAAUAUAACAAAAUAAGAUCAGAUCAAUCUUCAGCAAUAAUAGGUGAUAAAGCAUUCAGUGGCAAAAAUUAUUUAUCAGAUAAUAGUAAUAAUAAUAAUGAUCAUAUGAGUAAGAGAAAAUCUCCACCAGACCAAUUCAAUCUUUCAAAUAUGGAUGAACAAUCAAAAUGCUUAAGGUCAUCAUCAUCACCAUCAUCCUCAUUUGCAGCAAAUAAUUCAAAUCCAAAUCUUACUGAAUUAUCUCCAUUCAUGCUGGCCUCUUUGAUUGCACCGAUUAUAAAUUCAUCAAAAGCUUCAAAUCCUAAAUUAUUUAAUGAACACUUUUCAAAUUUACCCGAAUUUAUCUGGAACAAUCAAUCAAACAGUCAUUCAAAUAAAUUAAUUGUAAAUAAACAAACAGAAACACUCAUCACGCCAAAAUGUUCAACAGAUCAACUUCAAAAUCAUUAUCUACAACCGACUCAAUCAACAGAUUUUAAAUUGCGAACAAAAUCCAAUUCAAAUUUAAACAAGUUUACUAUUUCAUCUUUGCUGAAUACAGAACUGUUUGAUCAAAAAACCCAAAGUCGAUCAGAUAGUAUGGAAAACAAUCAUAAUCAUCAUCAUCACACUAAUUCUUUUUUCAAAGUUAAUCAUAAGCAAGAAGUUGCAAAAUGUAUGCCUAACUCGGAAUGCCUUUCAUGA
Molecule: messenger RNA, 2706 nt
Organism: Schistosoma turkestanicum
Lineage: Eukaryota; Metazoa; Platyhelminthes; Trematoda; Strigeidida; Schistosomatidae
Source: the annotation of a GenBank genome assembly